ACAUCAUCUUCCUCUUUCUCUCCUCUGCGAACCCUAACCCUAAAAUCCUCGUCAAUGGAGAAGAACUUCUCCUUCUCUUCGUUCCCGGACUCCGGCGACUCUUCUCCGCGCUCUCGCGAGAUCGACUGCGAGAACCCUGCCACCUGGGACGAUACCUCGGCGCCUCCCCCCGUCGCGCAGCGUGUGAAGCUUAUGGUCAGCUUCGGUGGUCGCAUCCAACCCCGUCCUCACGACAACCAACUCUCCUACGUCGGUGGAGACACUAAGAUCCUCGCCGUCGACCGGUCCGUUCGUCUUCCCACUGUGCUCUCCCGUAUUGCUUCUAUCACCGGGUCCGAUGAUGUUUGCCUCAAGUAUCAGCUCCCCGGUGAGGAUCUCGAUGCCCUCGUAUCCGUCACCAAUGAUGAGGACCUUGAGCAUCUGAUGCUCGAGUAUGAUCGUCUCUGCCGUGCCGCCGCCCCCGGCUCGAAGGCUGCUCCCCGACUCCGCCUCUUUGUCUUUCCCAUCGUCUCGUCGCAACCCUCGUCGACGAACUCCGAUACUAAGUCGGAUCGGCAGUGGUUCGUUGAUGCCCUCAACUCUGUUGCUGCCCCGCCACCGCCUCAGGCCCCGGCGGUGACGGCUCCGGCGGAGAGUCCUGAUUACCUCUUUGGUCUGGAUAAGGGGUUUAUACCACCUCCUGCUAUCAAGGUCAAGGACCCAUCGCAGGAGUUCGCACCGCCCGUUGAGCACGCGCAUCCUCCACUUGCUAGAUCGGAGAUCCCGAAGAACGACGACCGUGCAAUCGGCGCGGAACAACCAAUUGAGGUACAACGGCAGAUCCCGGAGCUUCAGAGGCUUCAAAUCGCUGAGAAUCAAGAACAGCCCGCUUUCCAGCGCCAAGCGAGCGAUGAAAACCUAUCUAGGGUUUACCCAGCUGAGUACUAUAUCCCACAGAGAGUCCAAGAGAAAACCCCCCCUGCGCCACAACCAGUAUACUGGCAGGAGCACCUUGGCAUGGCAGCCGGAGGGAGGUUCGCGUCAGUCGCCGGCGGAGACCGGCAGGUAUACUUCAUCCCGGCAGGACCAGGCGUGUAUCAGCAACAAGGAGCAGUGAUUCAUACUCAAGCGGGACAGGGGUACUACGCCAUGGCACCACCACCGAGGAUGGUUCCCUCGCCGGCGCAGGAGAUCUAUCGUGAGGCAACGGCGCCUGUCUACGCCGUCAGCGCUCCGCCACCGGACGGCGGCGCUGUGAGAACGCAAGGCCACGACGCUGGUUUCACUGCCUAUGAUGGCGCAGGGAGAGCCGUGUAUUACACUGGAGCAGCGCCCACAUAUCAAACGGUCACAAACGUUGCAUUCAAUCCUGAUGGAAAGAUCGUCAAGCCAUCACAAGUUUCCUAAUCUCAAAGGUCUCGCUUUUUAUCUUUUCCUUGAAUUUUUUCUUUUUAUAUUUUGGUUUUAUAUGUUUUUUUUGUUCUGGUAUUGCUAUUACUAGUGAAUUGUUUCGUUGGUGUGAGUAUUGAUAUUAGUAUUGGUUCAUGUGCAUACAGAUAGGAAUGGUUAUAUGAAUGUGAAUUCUAUAUUUUUUUAACA
This is a messenger RNA of Dioscorea cayenensis subsp. rotundata (Guinea yam), 1578 nucleotides long. RefSeq lists its product as uncharacterized. Bases 55 to 1386 code for a protein of 443 amino acids. NCBI's taxonomy places the organism in Eukaryota, Viridiplantae, Streptophyta, Magnoliopsida, Dioscoreales, Dioscoreaceae. Gene Ontology annotation, molecular function: protein binding. The record is from RefSeq and is a predicted model, not a curated record. The transcript has a single exon.